Nannospalax galili (Upper Galilee mountains blind mole rat) is the source of this 1256-nucleotide messenger RNA. It is a transcript of the gene Srrd, whose product is annotated as SRR1 domain containing. The record is from RefSeq and is a predicted model, not a curated record. The transcript is spliced from 8 exons. Gene Ontology annotation, biological process: microtubule-based process. Gene Ontology annotation, cellular component: nucleus; cytoplasm. NCBI's taxonomy places the organism in Eukaryota, Metazoa, Chordata, Mammalia, Rodentia, Spalacidae. The coding region runs from base 1 to 1161 and encodes 386 amino acids.
AUGGCGUCGGUCGCGGCGGCCCUGGAACCUUGGCGAGCGGUGGCUCCGCGGAGGCGGCGCGCGACCGAGAGGCGGCCACGGCGGUGCGGCGUCCGGAGGCCAGCCCGCGCUGCCCGUGGGAGCGGGUGUGGGCCGAGCUGCGGUGGCCGACUGCGGGCACGCCCUGUACCCGGGGCGGCUGCCGGGCCCACCCUGCGGGUUCUGCCGCGCCGCCUCGGCAGCCUGCCUUCCCGUGCCGCAGCCUCAGUGACAUGGCUCCGAAACAUGGCGGAGGAUCUUCGGGUCUCUGAUUUCUGCAGUUCAGCAUUGGAAACCAUCACCCAGUGUCUUGGAGAGCAGCUGGAGCAACUGCAGGCCCCAGUGGAGACUCCAGCAGAGGUGCUGGCAGAAGCCCUGGGAAGCCUGCAUCUUGGCUCAGCCCCUGGUGAGUCAGGAGAGCCCCUGGUCCCAGGCACCUGUCUGGUGAAGUGUGUGUGCUAUGGUCUCGGGAACUUUGCCUCGUGUGCCACUGCAAGGAUCCAACUCGCCUUUCUGCUUCUCCUCCUAGAGAAGUGCCAUAUUCCCAGAAGUCACUGCUGUGUCUAUGACCCUCUGUUCAGCCACGUUGAAACCACAGUGCUCAUGGCGCUUGGUGUGAUGGUCCUCAAAGAGAAUGAGGAGGGCAAGCACAGUGUGGGCAUCCAGCCCACAGUCUUCUACAUGCCCCACUGUGGGAUGGCCCUGUACAACAACCUGCUGUGGAGCAACUGGUCCACAGCUGCCCUUUCCAGGACGGUCAUCAUUGGAAACAGUUUCAGAAGCCUGGAGGAAAGGUUGUUGACAAGGAUUCUGCAGAAAAGUUACCCCUACAUUGCAAAGAUUCUGAAGGGCCUGAAGGAGCUCGCACUGCCUCAGACUCCACAGUACAUGGACACCUUUAACGACAUGUCUGUCCACUGGUUCCCUGUAUCAAAGCUGGAGAGACUGUCCAAUGAUCUGUGGGCAUCUCGGGAAGAGCCCGAUUAUCAGGACUGUGAGGACUUGGAGAUCAUCAGGAAGCCAGCUGACAGCCCUCUCAGUCACCUGACUGGUGCUGCUGGGGCGGGAGCUGCCAUAGACUGCUGCUUUGUAACCGAACACCAAAACCAGAGCAGGAGCACAGCAGGGGCCAUCUUGUUCUGAACACCUUGCUGUAGACAGACAUGUCUGAAGAGGCAUCAUACCUAUGUCCGGCUCUGGUGGCCAUGUCUCCCAAAUAGAUGUUAUUUCUAACCAGG